Rotaria sp. Silwood2 is the source of this 945-nucleotide messenger RNA. The record is from the annotation of a GenBank genome assembly. Lineage: Eukaryota; Metazoa; Rotifera; Eurotatoria; Philodinida; Philodinidae.
AUGGCUGAUAUUCUUCGACGAAUUGCCAUUUUGGCUAUCAAUCGUGCAUCAUGUGGAAAGUUCCAUAUGCAAGUGCGUACAAUAUUUUCAACUUCAGGUAUUGGCAUUGAUAAUUUUAAAUUAUCUCGGGAUCAACAUACUGCACGUUAUGCACCAUCACUUGAUGCUUUUAAAAAGCGUUUUGUUGAUUCUAUUGAACAAACAAAUUCUCAAAUCUUUACAGAAGAUUUACGUAAUAUGAUUAUGUCAGCUGAAAAUGAUCAAGAAAUUGAUACGGUUAUUCAAGCAUUAAAAAAAUAUAGUACAAAUAAAGUUAAAUUUAGUGAUUAUCAUUUUGGUUCACCUAUUAUGCGUUUGCUUUAUAUACAAAAUAAAACUAAUCUAGCUUUAGAUUUAUAUAUGGAUGAAAGUUUGAAAAAUAUAUUCAAUGAUUCUGCAUCAGCACUUGUUCUUAUGAAUAAAUUAAUUGAAGAAAAACGUUAUGAUGAUGCAAUUAAAGUAUUUGAACAUGGUAGUAAACGCGGAUUUUCAACAACUAGUGGACGAACAUAUCCAUCGGAUGUUGUUAUGUUAGCUAUUGAAGGAUUAUUUCGAAAAAAUACAAAAGAAUCCUUAGUAAAAGCAAAAGAAAUCAUUUCUAAAGUACGAGAAAGUGAUCCUGAUAUAAAUCCACGUACAGCUGCUAUGGUUGCCUUAUUAUCUAUUCAACAAGGUGAACCAUCAUUUGCUAUGGAAAUUUUAGGUGGUGUUCGAGUACAAAAUUAUACUAUUAUAAAAAAUAUUCGAGCGAUUUGUUAUGCUGAUAUGGGACGAGUUGAAGAAGCUAUAAAUGUUGUUCAAUUACUUGCGGAACAAACACCAGCUAAUAACGAUCGUCGACGAGUUUUCCCACUUGUGGUUAGUAAUAUACGAAUACCCAGUGUGAUGCGCCAUUUAAUGCUCUAA